Molecule: messenger RNA, 853 nt
Organism: Paraphaeosphaeria sporulosa
Lineage: Eukaryota; Fungi; Ascomycota; Dothideomycetes; Pleosporales; Didymosphaeriaceae
Exons: 1
Coding region: 182-823 (213 amino acids)
Source: RefSeq, a predicted model, not a curated record
AAUUUAGACGAAGACGUGGGGUCCAGAUCCGAUUUGACGAAUGGCAGUAGCGCGCCAACUUUAUUGAAGACUAGAUUUGGCCGACAAUACGGAUCCAUAUUCGAGCUACUCGUUCAUUUCAGCGCUCGCUGACCUCCAACACCUUCAUCUGCCGCGACCUGCACCAACUGGAAGUUGACAAAUGGCAAUCUCAUACAAGUACGAUAAAGUCUCCGAGUCAGACUCCAUACCGGAAUUAAAAGGUCAUCCUUAUCCUCGUUCGAAAGCGAAAUUGGCUCUCUACCUCGUCACCGCCGCCCUGCUCGGAUUCCUCUCCUCGUCAGUCUUGUCGUAUAUAUCGCACCUCCCGCCCACCAAGCUCCACUGUGGUAGUUCCUACGCCGAUGCUCAAGCCCUCGGCUGCAAAUUCGACCUUCUCUCAAGCGGCUGGAUACCACACGAAUGCUUCGACGAAGCCUCCGAGACAGAGUACCGCGAAUGGAUCCUGAACACCAACAACAGCCGCAGAGGCCCCUUUCCCUACUUCAAGGACAAAGAACUCACCCAACCAAUUGAAGGCAUCGACGCUUUAUCGAGAUACGAAGAUCUGGUUUAUACUACGAUGGAGGAGCAUUUGGCGCAUUGCACACAACUCAUGCGGAGGACGCAUAGGGCGGCGGUCAGCAGGGGCAGAAUGGCGGGAUUGAAUAUGGAUCAAGAUGAAGGAGGGGCGGUCAUUGAUAGCAGCCACAUUGCACAUUGCGUCAAGAUGAUCUGGAGGACGGAUGAGUACUUGACGAAGUAUAACUAUACAACUUUUGGGAUCAAAUCUUUAUCGUGUUGAAUAGGAAUAUCUCGAGUACCUUAAAGAUGC